AUGGCCCCUCCCCUCCCACCUCACCCCCCUAACCGACCCAGUGGCGCGUCUGACGCGAUCAUGGAAGACAUGGAACUCGGCGACGCGUCUACGACGCGUCUUCCUGCCAAACCGGAUAGCGAGCCACCCCCCUCGGUUCUCCUCGCGUACCUGGCUAACUUCAUUGCCAACCCCAACAAUCGCUCACCUCAAGGAGCGGUAAUCGUCGAUCCGAGCUCGCUUGGAGCUAUCUCAGCGAUGAUGGACGCGGAGGCGACGCGUCUCAAGGAAUUGAAUAGGCAGAUGAAUCAAAUGUCGCGAAUGGUCGAAACCUUUGAUGCUCGCCUCAAAGCUCUCGAAGGCGGUCACGUGCCAAUCCUUGACCCCAAGACUCAACCUGCUAAGCAGUCAUACGCGAAAACUAUAGCUCCUUAG
Messenger RNA from Puccinia triticina, 414 nucleotides. RefSeq lists its product as uncharacterized. The coding region runs from base 1 to 414 and encodes 137 amino acids. The record is from RefSeq and is a predicted model, not a curated record. NCBI's taxonomy places the organism in Eukaryota, Fungi, Basidiomycota, Pucciniomycetes, Pucciniales, Pucciniaceae. The transcript is spliced from 2 exons.